This is a messenger RNA of Papilio polytes (common Mormon), 459 nucleotides long. RefSeq names its product phospholipase A2-like. NCBI's taxonomy places the organism in Eukaryota, Metazoa, Arthropoda, Insecta, Lepidoptera, Papilionidae. The annotation marks the transcript as partial. The record is from RefSeq and is a predicted model, not a curated record. Gene Ontology annotation, biological process: arachidonate secretion; phospholipid metabolic process. The transcript is spliced from 3 exons.
UAUCCCAAAGGUACGAAGUGGUGCGGUCCCGGUAACAUAGCAAAUAAACCAAGUGAUUUAGGACAACAUAAGAAGGUCGACGAAUGCUGCAGAGACCAUGAUCAUUGUCCGGGAGCUAUCCCACCCGGUGGAACGAGACAUAACUUAACUAAUAAAUCCAUAUUUGCAAGGUCUCCGUGUAAAUGUGAUCAAUCAUUACACCAAUGCCUCAGAUUCAUACACAACAUAUCGGCUAUGAAGUCCGGCUUGUGGUUCUACGAUGCUCUCGGUAUGAAAUGUUACAAGAAGGACUAUCCCGUUAUAAGUUGCAAGAAGAGAGGAGGGUGGUUGAAAAGCAAAUGCGUAGAAUAUGUGUUCAACACGACUGCGGAACAACGCUAUCAAUGGUUUGAUGUACCGAAUUACUAUCCAUAAAUUGGUCUAUAUUCUAUAUCUAUAUCUGUACUUAUAUUAUAAAGA